AUGGCCGAGACAAGCAACCCGGCUCCGGGCGCCGUGCCGAGUGUCUCGCGCGUUACGUUAACGGUCUCGGGCCUACAAGUCGAUGUCUACGGGUUGACGGAACUACCCGCAACCGCGGCUAAGGUAUCAUGUCUAUGGCUGCAUCACGGACGACUACGAAAAAAAGAGGAUAUGAUCCCUUUCGCAAACCAGUUUCUCUCCGCUUAUCACGAGAAGUCAGAGCCUACGCGCGGUUUAAUCGCUGUCGCGCUUGACCAAAGAAAUCACGGUUCGCGACUCGUUGACAGGCGAGCGAAUGAGUCCUGGGUGGACGGAAAUGAGACUCACGCCCAAGACAUGUUCGGCCUCGUUACGGGUACCGUCAUGGAUACAAUAAAUCUGAUGGACCUAAUUGAGAGCCACCUAUUUAGUACUGAUAAACAUGUACUAAGUGACGGCGGGAGAAGACGUAUUGACCACAAUAUCGUUCUUGGUAUCAGCUUAGGAGGCCAUAGUGCGUGGCAGCUCUUGUUCGCAGACCCUCGAGUUACAGCGGGGGUUGUAGUGAUUGGAUGCCCCGAUUAUAUGGUUCUCUUGAAAGACCGUGCGCGACUAUCACAGUUGCAGACAUUUAACGAGUCAAAAUACGGUGCUUCUUUCAUCGGCAGCAAGGACUUUCCAGAUGCUCUGGUAAAUGCCUGCAAGAAAUAUGACCCCAAGGGUAUCUUGUUUGGAACUGAUGAGAUCGUGCUGCCUACCACAGCGGAAGAACAGCAGAGGCUGCGUCCUCUACUCGAGUCUAGAGUUUCGGGCAAGAGAUUCCAGAUUCUUUCCGGAGGGGCGGAUAAACUCGUACCAUACAGCAUGGGCGAACCAUUCAUCCGAUUCUUCAAGACUGCGACCAAUAGCUGGUAUACAGACGGUAGAGUUUAUGUAGAGGACAAUGUUUAUCCGACUGCAGGGCACGAGUUCAGCGCUGAAAUGAGAAAGGAUGCCGUACGGUUUAUUCUUGAUAGCGUAGCUUUAGCUAAUAAUUAG
Daldinia childiae is the source of this 1017-nucleotide messenger RNA. RefSeq lists its product as uncharacterized. Lineage: Eukaryota; Fungi; Ascomycota; Sordariomycetes; Xylariales; Hypoxylaceae. The transcript has 3 exons. The record is from RefSeq and is a predicted model, not a curated record. The coding region runs from base 1 to 1017 and encodes 338 amino acids.